AUGGUUCGAUAUACCUCCACUAUCCUGGCCGCGGCCAGCUUCUCGCUUGCGAUCGCCGCUCCUGCCGUCCAGCAGCCAGUCUGCAAGGUUGUGACUGAGGUCGUCACUGGAAGCCCAAUCUGGGUCACCAAGACCGCUGAUCCAACCACUGCUGUCAGCAGCAGUGGCAGCUGGAGUGCCUGGGAUCCAACAACCAGCAGCAAGGUCACUACCUCAACCAAAACCACUACGACCACCAAGACCCCCACCGCCACCUCAAGCACCUCCAGUGACUGGGCAGUCUGGACUUCGAGCGCAAAUUCUACCUCCAGCACUUCCUCCAAGACGACCACGACCAUCAUCUGGAACACUUCCACCUCCAGCGCCACCACCACCAGCAGCAAGUCCUCUACCUCGGACGCCACCACCACUACCACCACCGCCGCCACCACGACGACUACUACCACUACCACCACUGCCACGCCAACCCCAACCUGCCCAGCUGACAACGGCGCCAAAUUCGGCGGCUCCUGCAACUGUGGUUUCUCUGUCUACUCCAACAGCAGAAUCACCGCCGACCUAAGCUCCGCCAGCUUCUUCGAGAAGACUCCCGGCGAGCUCGUCGACUCCCUCGAUACCUGCCUGAACUACUGCGACGAGAACGAGAACUGCAAGGCCGUCGUCUACGUCAACGACCCAGCCUACAGCUCCAGCACCCAGGACUACCUCCACUGCUGGCAGAUCAGCGGCGUCAAGGGUAACACUGUCACUGACGGCCAUGCCAACAUUGCUUACAAGAACUGCUGUGACGGUACUUGCGCCAGCAGCUAUGGUGCAUAA
Molecule: messenger RNA, 819 nt
Organism: Lithohypha guttulata
Lineage: Eukaryota; Fungi; Ascomycota; Eurotiomycetes; Chaetothyriales; Trichomeriaceae
Exons: 1
Coding region: 1-819 (272 amino acids)
Source: RefSeq, a predicted model, not a curated record